AUGGAUACGUCAGUAUAUUCUCAUGCAUUGGAUAUUUGGGCCAAGGCAGAUUUAACGAAUCUUCAAAGAGAAUUGGAUGCUGAUGUUAUAGAGAUUAAGGAUAAAGAAACCCUGUCCUUGAAUUCAAGAAAGUCAUUAGCCACUGAGACUAAAAAAUUUAAAAAACUCGAACCUGAGGAAAAAUUGAACAAUGUGAAUAAAAUAAUUAAGCAGUACCAACGUGAAAUUGAUAAUUUGACACAGAGAUCAAAAUUCUCUGAAAAGGUUCUUUUUGACGUAUACGAAAAGCUUUCAGAGGCUCCUGAUCCACAGCCGCUACUACAAAGUUCGUUGGAAAAAUUGGGCAAAAUUGAUGACUCGAAGGAACUUAAGGAAAAAAUAAGCUACCUAGAAGAUAAGCUAGCCAAAUAUGCAGAUUAUGAGACUUUGAAAUCAAGGUUACUGGACCUAGAGCAAAGCUCUGCAAAAACAUUGGCAAAAAGACUGACUGCGAAAACUCAAGAAAUCAAUUCUACCUGGGAGGAAAAAGGAAGAAAUUGGAAAGAGAGAGAAGCAGAUCUAUUGAAACAAUUAACAAAUGUACAGGAGCAAAACAAGGCACUAGAGGCCAAAAUAUCUAAAAAUAUAGAUAUAGAAGGUAAUGGAAACGAAGAUGGUGACCAAGAAAACAAUCAAAAAGAAGUAUCUACAAGGAUUGCUGAAUAUAAUCUAGUAACACAGGAGUUGGAAACUACGCAGGCUAGAAUAUAUCAGUUAGAGAAAAGAAAUGAGGAACUAAGUGGUGCUCUUGCAAAGGCAACUAGUGAAGCAGAAAAAGAAACUGAGUUACAUGCAAAGGAACUAAAACUUAACCAGCUGGAAAGCGAAAAUGCAUUGUUGAGUGCAUCCUAUGAGCAGGAACGGAAAUCAACAUCACAUGCAAUAAAUGAGUUAAAAGAACAAUUAAAUAGCGUUGUGGCGGAAUCGGAAUCUUACAAGUCGGAGCUAGAAACUGUUAGAAGAAAACUAAACAAUUAUUCUGAUUACAAUAAGAUAAAAGAAGAACUUUCUGCAUUGAAAAAAAUUGAGUUUGGGGUAAACGAAGAUGAUUCUGAUAAUGACAUUCGCUCUGAAGACAAGAAUGAUAAUACUUUCGAAAGUUCCUUACUAUCUGCAAAUAAGAAGCUCCAGGCUACUUUGGCGGAAUACCGCUCAAAAAGUACGGCUCAAGAGGAAGAACGAAACGAAUUGAAAAAAUCUGUGGACCAAUUGAAGCAGCAAAUAGCUACUCUCAAAGAAGCAAAUGAAAAAUUAGAGACGGACCUAGAAAAAGUAGAGAACGUCAGUCCUCACUUCAACGAGACUGCAAGUAUGAUGUCUGGUGUAACAAGACAAAUGAACAAUCGUACGUCCCAUAAAAUGUCCCCAACGAGUUCUAUUAUUGGUAUUCCAGAAGAUGGGGAACUUUCUGGAAACCAAUCAACCAUUUUACCAAUAGUUACUAAACAAAGAGACAGAUUUCGUUCGAGAAAUAUGGAUCUGGAAAAGCAACUAAGACAAGGAAACUCAGAAAAGGGUAAGCUUAAACUAGAAAUUUCGAAGCUAAAAGGCGACAAUACGAAGCUUUAUGAACGGAUUAGGUAUCUGCAAUCCUAUAAUAAUAACAACGCUCCCGUUAAUCAAAGUACAGAGCGUAUUGACGUGGAAUCCCAAUACUCAAGGGUGUAUGAUGAAUCGUUGCAUCCAAUGGCAAAUUUUAGACAGAACGAAUUAAACCACUACAAAAACAAGAAAUUAUCAGCUUUAGAGAAGUUAUUUUCCAGUUUUGCAAAAGUCAUUUUACAAAAUAAAAUGACAAGGAUGGUAUUCCUCUUUUACUGUAUCGGUUUACACGGACUCGUAUUCAUGAUGAGCAUGUAUGUGAUUAAUAUUAGCGGCUACAUGACACCUGAGGUUGGUAUAGUACAAUCGGCAAAGUCUUCUUCAAAUCUCAACGGAGGACUUGGGGGAGCAGAAAAAGUAGCUGCAGGCGUUGGUUCAGUUCAUGGCAUAAAUCGAUAG
Molecule: messenger RNA, 2040 nt
Organism: Saccharomyces cerevisiae S288C
Lineage: Eukaryota; Fungi; Ascomycota; Saccharomycetes; Saccharomycetales; Saccharomycetaceae
Gene: COY1
Product: CCAAT displacement transcription factor COY1
Exons: 1
Coding region: 1-2040 (679 amino acids)
Biological process (GO): intra-Golgi vesicle-mediated transport
Cellular component (GO): Golgi membrane
Source: RefSeq, marked reviewed